Molecule: messenger RNA, 1086 nt
Organism: Closterium sp. NIES-65
Lineage: Eukaryota; Viridiplantae; Streptophyta; Zygnematophyceae; Desmidiales; Closteriaceae
Source: the annotation of a GenBank genome assembly
AUGCCUGUGCUGCCCUGUGCUGCCUGUGCCUGUUGCUGCCUGUGCCUGUGCUGCCCGUGCCUGUGCUGCCCGUGCCUGUGCUGCCCGUGCCUGUGCUGCCUGUGCCUGUUGCUGCCCGUGCCUGUGCUGCCCUGUGCUGCCUGUGCCUGUUGCUGCCUGUGCCUGUGCUGCCCGUGCCUGUGCUGCCCGUGCCUGUGCUGCCCGUGCCUGUGCUGCCUGUGCCUGUUGCUGCCCGUGCCUGUGCUGCCCUGUGCUGCCUGUGCCUGUUGCUGCCCGUGCCUGUGCUGCCCGUGCCUGUGCUGCCCGUGCCUGUGCUGCCUGUGCCUGUUGCUGCCUGUGCCUGGUGCUGCCCGUGCCUGUGCUGCCCGUGCCUGUGCUGCCCGUGCCUGUGCUGCCUGUGCCUGUUGCUGCCCGUGCCUGUGCUGCCCUGUGCUGCCUGUGCCUGUUGCUGCCUGUGCCUGUGCUGCCCGUGCCUGUGCUGCCCGUGCCUGUGCUGCCUGUGCUUGUUGCUGCCUGUGCCUGUGCUGCCCGUGCCUGUGCUGCCCGUGCCUGUGCUGCCCGUGCUUGUGCUGCCUGUGCAUGUUGCUGCCUGUGCCUGUGCUGCCCGUGCCUGUGCUGCCCGUGCUUGUGCUGCCCGUGCCUCUGCCCGUGCCUGUGCUGCCCGUGCCUGUGCUGCCCGUGCCUGUGCUGCCUGUGCCUGUUGCUGCCCGUGCCUGUGCUGCCCUGUGCUGCCUGUGCCUGUUGCUGCCUGUGCCUGUGCUGCCCGUGCCUGUGCUGCCCGUGCCUGUGCUGCCCGUGCCUGUGCUGCCUGUGCCUGUUGCUGCCCGUGCCUGUGCUACCCUGUGCUGCCUGUGCCUGUUGCUGCCUGUGCCUGUGCUGCCCGUGCCUGUGCUGCCCGUGCCUGUGCUGCCCGUGCUUGUGCUGCCUGUGCCUGUUGCUGCCCGUGCCUGUGCUGCCCUGUGCUGCCCGUGCCUGUGCUGCCUGUGCCUGUUGCUGCCCGUGCCUGUGCUGCCCUGUGCUGCAUGUGCCUGGUGCUGCUCGUACCUCGCGCUCGCGCCCUCGUGCGCUCUGCUACUCUGUCGCUGA